This is a messenger RNA of Macadamia integrifolia, 1458 nucleotides long. RefSeq lists its product as uncharacterized. The coding region runs from base 277 to 1203 and encodes 308 amino acids. Gene Ontology annotation, molecular function: zinc ion binding. Lineage: Eukaryota; Viridiplantae; Streptophyta; Magnoliopsida; Proteales; Proteaceae. The record is from RefSeq and is a predicted model, not a curated record. The transcript is spliced from 7 exons.
CAAGAUGCUUACGUGGCAAAAAAAAUUUAACUUUGGUAUUGAGUCCAUGAGUGCGGAAUACGCACCAUGUAUCCUAUAGAGAAGUUUCCUCUUCUCUGCAGUCCUGGUCCUCCUGGAACAAUCCUUCUCUUCUUCACUUCUUCUGGUUUUAUCUCUAUAAUUCGCCACUGAAACUCUUCGUCUCCGUCUUCCUAUUGAAUCUUUAGAAUUUCUUCCUUCAAUCUCUUCAUCGGACUCUCAGAUUGGAAACCUCUUGUGAUUUUCGGAACGAUAUCAAUGAAGGGGGAGGUGCAGCUAGAACUGGCGGGUGAGCGAAGUGCAAAUGAUUCCGAUCCCCUGCUUGGGAACGAGGCCGACUCGUCGACGGGGAGUUCAAACGAAAUAAAGGAUGAAGAGAUCGAAGAUGCUUCGGCGGCUUGUUGUCGUAUCUGUCUGGAGUACGAUGGUGAACCAGUUUCUGGUACAGGUGAAGAAUUAAUAUCUCCUUGCAUGUGCAAAGGAACCCAGCAGUUUGUUCAUCGUUCAUGCCUCGACCAUUGGCGCUCAGUGAAGGAAGGAUUUGCUUUUUCUCAUUGCACAACAUGCAAGGCACAAUUCCAUCUCCGUGUUGAAUUCCUUGAGGACUAUUCUUGGCGUAAAAUAAAAUUUAGAAUUUUUGUGGCAAGGGAUGUUCUGCUCGUGUUCUUGGCAGUUCAAACUGUGAUUGCUGCAAUUGGUGGCUUUGCAUACUUCAUGGACAAAAAUGGGAAUUUCCGGAAUUCAUUCAAUGAUAGUUGGGACCGUAUACUUUCAAAACAUCCAAUACCCUUUUACUACUGUAUUGGUGUAUUAGCAUUCUUUGUGCUGCUGGGGUUUUUUGGGCUCAUACUACAUUGCUCCUCAUUCAAUAAUAACGACCCAUGCAUGGCUGGCUGUCGGAACUGUUGUUACGGAUGGGGCAUUUUGGACUGCUUCCCAGCUUCUAUGGAAGCGUGCUUUGCCCUGGUUAUCAUCUUUGUCAUCAUCUUCACCAUAUUAGGCAUUGCCUAUGGUUUUCUUGCUGCCACCAUGGCCAUCCAGAGGAUCUGGCAGAGACAUUACCACAUCCUGACAAAGAGAGAGCUUACAAAGGAAUAUGUAGUUGAGGAUCUUCGUGGGUGUUAUACACCACCAAAGCUCGACUCAGAGCAUGAAGAGCGUCUAAAAUUACUUAAGCUCCUGUAGACAGAGAAGCUGGUUGAAGAGAUCGCUUGGUGAGGACAAUGUCUUGUUCCUUUUUACAAACAUGUGAAAUAUCAUUUAUGUGCCUUUUAAUGUAUGACAACCAGUCAGGAAUGAGAAGAGAAAUUUUUAGCAUUUCUUCGGAUGAUGUGGCUGAAAUGUGAAUAAUUUUUUUGUUCUUUCUUGCUUAAAAGUCAUUGCAAGAUUACUGAACUGAAUCUAGCAAAAUUGAAAAUUAAUCGGAAAUGAUUUCCUUCA